GGUCGCAUUGUAGCGGUGCUUGUCAUCGCUCGUCGGACCGGUGUAACAGAGCAGCGGUAGCAGCAGGGCUCCCCCUCUGUCGCUGCUCUUAUACGCACACGCACACGCCGCGCCUGCCUGAGCCAGGAAUGGAUAACGGCUGCCUUCAAACAUGGCACUGCGACAUUAUACCCUCGACUUCAGCCUCUCGUCGGCAGUUGACUCCGCAUCAACAGUCCCCAGCCUGCUGUCCAUAUUUCACGAGCAGGAAAUGACAGAGAUCGUGCAUGACACAGACGGGCGUGGAUACCUUGCCACCUUUGUAGGAAAGAACGGCAGGCUUGUUAUUCUGCGUGUGCACGCCCACGGGUUGCUCACUAUCGAUCUGCAGUGUUAUGAUGGAGAUAACAUUGCUCAGCUAGACAAUCUUUUAAAUACACUGGAGAAGAAACUGAAAGUUCUCUUAAAUGGCAAGAUUACCCGCAUUAAAAGGCUGCCGCCUCUCAUCCGAGGAGCCAAAGUAGACCGGUACUGGCCCACCACUGACGGAAGACUGACCGAGUACGACAUAGACCGUGUGUUAUACGACGAAGACUCUGCUUACCAAAAUAUCAAAAUAUUGCACUCGCAGCAGUUUGGGAACAUACUGGUCCUUAAUGGAGAUGUCAACCUGGCAGACAGUGACUUGCCCUACACUGAAGCUAUCAUGGGCGGUGGCAAGGAGGACUACGCUGGCAAGGAGGUGCUGAUUUUAGGGGGAGGCGAUGGAGGCAUCCUGGCUCAGGCUGUCAAACAAAAGCCAAAGAUGAUCACCAUGGUGGAGAUCGACCAGAAGGUGAUUGACGGGUGCAAAAUGUACAUGAGGAAGACUUGCGGCAAUGUGUUGGAUAACCUGAAGGGAGACUGUUACCAAAUUCUAGUGGAGGACUGUGUGCCUGUGCUCAAGAAGUACGUCCAGGAGGGAAGAACCUUUGACUACAUCAUUAACGACCUCACCGCAGUCCCAAUAUCAACAGAACCAGAAGAGGGUGUGCACAAACUCCACGUGGGAGUUCCUGCGUCUCAUUUUGGAUCUGUCAAUAAAGGUCCUGCAUCCAAAGGGGAAAUAUUUCACACAGGGCAACAGUGCAAAUCUGACGGAGGCGCUGAGUCAGUACGAGGAGCAGCUGGGAAGACUCUCGUGUCCUGUGGACUUUUCCAAAAAAGUGGUUUGUGUUCCCUCCUACUUGGAGCUGUGGGUUUUCUACACGGUAUGGAAGAAGUAAAUUCUCUCACUGAAGGUUUUUUUUUCUCUCCUUUUCUCCUGAUGCUGGAUUGUGAACAGGCUUUUUUUCUGCUGUAGCCCUCAAGGUGUGUUCAGACUGAAUGAGACACUCUGCAACAGAAAUACCUGUACAAAUCCACCAUGACACAAACACGCGCCCAAUGAUUAUGGUCAGUCGCCUUGGAAUUAGCAUGCAGUGUCAGAACACUCCAGUGGUCUGUUAACUCUGAACACAUCUGUGGGAGCGUUUUUAUUCUUCCCUCUCUGUCUUUUAGUUGUGUAUUUAUCGUUUGCGUUUGUUUGAAGACCCGUUAACAUUAUUAAGGAUGCACUCUUUUCAACUGUGAGCGGAUACACUGACAAUGUAAUGUUACUGAUAGAACCCCUUCAGGCUUUUAAGUUGCCGCUCAGAUUGUGCGAUACACCGAUUUAUGGUCUCACAAUGGAAUUCUUUGUUAGCUAUUUUUGUUGCAGCUACUGUGAUUAGAUUCUUGUUCCAGCUUGGCAUUCAAAUGUCCAAAAGAUGUUUUAAAAGGGAAAUGAUUCCACUACUUUAAUUCCACCCUUGUGCUAUUUUAUGUCAUGUUUUAUUAUUAGUAACAUUUUCUACCACUCACGCAUUGGAAGGACACUGAAUGUAGCUUGCCUAGCACGUUUACAAGCAACCCCGUGGGACUCAUUUAUUUAUUCCCUUUUAAGUUCCUUGAAAUGACAUUGUCCCACACAAUUAUUAUUUUUUAUUUUGUGACCUUUAGCAAUUAAAGUGGUUUUGGCCGACGGA
Messenger RNA from Dunckerocampus dactyliophorus (ringed pipefish), 2024 nucleotides. It is a transcript of the gene sms, whose product is annotated as spermine synthase. The transcript has 11 exons. NCBI's taxonomy places the organism in Eukaryota, Metazoa, Chordata, Actinopteri, Syngnathiformes, Syngnathidae. Gene Ontology annotation, molecular function: spermine synthase activity. Bases 152 to 1321 code for a protein of 389 amino acids. The record is from RefSeq and is a predicted model, not a curated record. Gene Ontology annotation, biological process: spermine biosynthetic process.